Molecule: messenger RNA, 1629 nt
Organism: Fopius arisanus
Lineage: Eukaryota; Metazoa; Arthropoda; Insecta; Hymenoptera; Braconidae
Gene: betaggt-II
Product: geranylgeranyl transferase type-2 subunit beta
Exons: 6
Coding region: 106-1104 (332 amino acids)
Biological process (GO): protein geranylgeranylation
Cellular component (GO): Rab-protein geranylgeranyltransferase complex
Molecular function (GO): Rab geranylgeranyltransferase activity
Source: RefSeq, a predicted model, not a curated record
CUCCAUAACCUCGAAAAUCGCCCUGGAGAAAAAAAAAACAAAUGUCUCCCAAUAAAUGAGUCACUUGUAACAACAGCAACCAAAUAUAAAAUAGCAAUUAAAAAAAUGGCACAUUUGGUGAAGGACGUCCAACUGCCAAGUGUCAUUCCAAAAUUGCUUCUAGAAAAACACACGAAUUAUUUAGUUUCAUACGGGACAAACAAAGAUGAUUACAUGUACUGUAUGACGGAAUAUUUGAGGAUGUCUGGUAUGUACUGGGGUUUGACAGCUCUGGAUCUCAUGGGACAAUUGGACCACACGAGCAAAGACGAAAUUCUCGAGUUUAUAAAAAAAUGUCAGAGCGAUUGCGGUGGGAUCAGUGCGAGUUUGAAUCAUGAUCCUCAUUUACUUUACACACUAAGUGCUGUUCAAAUUCUAUGUAUGUACGAUGCACUUGAGGUUAUUGAUACUGAUAAGGUAGUGAAAUAUGUCAAGGACCGACAAUUACCUGAUGGAAGUUUCACUGGGGAUAUCUGGGGGGAAGUGGAUACGAGAUUCUCCUUUUGUGCAGUUGCCACAUUGUCAUUACUGGGACGAUUAGAUGCUAUUGACGUGGACAAAGCAGUGGAAUUUGUAAAGAGUUGCAUGAACUUUGAUGGGGGAUUUGGAUCUAAACCCGGAUCUGAAAGUCAUGCAGGAUUAAUUUAUUGCUGUCUUGGGCUCUUGUCAAUAACAGGGCAUUUACAUUUGGUAGAUGCCGACCGACUGGGCUGGUGGCUUUGUGAAAGACAAUUACCAUCUGGAGGAUUGAAUGGGAGACCCGAAAAAUUGCCUGAUGUUUGCUACUCUUGGUGGGUACUCUCUUCUCUCACAAUUCUCGGAAGGUUACACUGGAUUGAUAAAGACCGACUGCUGGAAUUCGUCCUGUCUUGCCAGGAUACAGAGACUGGAGGAUUCUCUGAUCGACCUGGUGAUAUGGUAGAUCCGUUUCACACAUUGUUCGGUCUCACUGCCAUUUCUUUAUUAGACACCGAUCAUGGGCUUAAGCCAAUUAAUCCCACGUUUUGCAUGCCUGAAUACGUGAUUAGAAAAAUUGGAUUGAAACCUUCUAGGCUAGAAAGAUGAUAAGUACCUUGUCGAGAAUAGCUUUUGCAGCGACACAGGCAUGAAAAUUACACAAAUGUACAUUCUUAUUUAAAGUAUUAAGUAAUAAAAGAUUCUUAAAUUGAAAAUCUCACCAAUUUCCACAUAAUCUUAAAUUUUUAUUCAAUACGAACUCUACAACUGUCAUAUAUUACACAAACAAUAAGUGAGAAACAAUAUUCACCAUUUCAUAAACUAUGUGUAAAAAUAGAACUCCAUUCUUUCGUACGUCGCAUAAGCUGAAGGAAUGUUCUAAAGUCAUUAACUCAAUGAACAUGUCUGAUGAAUGGUACGCUCGUAUUUUCCCAAGGCAAGAAAAAUUCAUUCAAUUGUCCCUAAAAAAUGGUUUCAUUCUCUUAUUUGCGAGGAUCAUCGGCCCACCACAACCAAAAGACUUGAACUCUCGCUAAUUAAUUUAUACAGUCAUAUCUCAGCAAUUUUCACCCUCUAGAGCGAUUCAAUACUCGAAGAGAAACGCACAACGCAAAAGUAAGAAUGGAUUCAUAU